This is a messenger RNA of Vicia villosa (hairy vetch), 1565 nucleotides long. RefSeq lists its product as uncharacterized. The transcript has 3 exons. NCBI's taxonomy places the organism in Eukaryota, Viridiplantae, Streptophyta, Magnoliopsida, Fabales, Fabaceae. The coding region runs from base 248 to 1411 and encodes 387 amino acids. The record is from RefSeq and is a predicted model, not a curated record.
AAGAGAGUUAAGCUAAGGUUGAGUUGUUUAUAUUUAUUGAGAAAAAAAGUUUCCGUUCUUUAUCUCUUAUGCGACUCUUCCGUCUCCCCUAAGUUCUUUCUCCAUAUAUUUCGAAAACCCUUUGAUUCAUUCUCUUAUUGAAUUGAAUUAUCAGCAGAAAAAGUAGCAUAGAAUAGAAUCACUUCAAAUUCAAAUAAUAAAAACAAAAAUAGCAAUUUUAUUUAUUUAAAAAAUAAAAAGAAAGAAAAUGUCUUGGCUCUUCAAGUCCAACCACCCUAACCCAGAAUCUUCCAAUCAUCACCCCGCCGUCAUCAACUCCUCUCCGCCGCCCUCCACCGCCGUUGAUCACGGCGUCAAAGAAGACCUAUCACUGAUUUUCCGUGGCGUCGCCAACUUCCUCGCUCCACCUCCUACAUCUUCAUCUUCUCCCUCCUCUCCCUCCGGUGAGUCCACCGCACCUUCGAAAACUCUCACCGGAAUCCGGAACGAUCUCGUGGAGAUCGGAGGAAGUUUCAGAACCUCACUCUCACUUCUCUCCCCGAGAAAAGCCGUUACCGGAAUCUCCAAGUUAGCUUCUCAAUUAUUGCAGUCCGAGUCCGAUCAUGAAGAGGUUGACGGUGGCGCUGUGCCUGGAACAACGGAGGAUGUUGUUCGUUUCGUGAAGGAAAUUUCUACUCGGCCGGAGUGUUGGACUGAGUUCCCCUUUCCGCUCCAUAAUGCAGAUUGCAGCCUGUCCAAUUCUCAGAGAGAGCACGCACUAGCUAUAGAACAACUGGUGCCUGAGUUUGUUACACUUAGAAUGAACCUUUGCAGUUACAUGAAUGUGGAAAAGUUUUGGAUGAUCUAUUUUUUAUUAAUACUUCCAAGACUUAAUCAGCAUGACUUCGAGUGCCUAUCGACCCCAAAGAUUGUUCAAGCAAGAGAUGUUCUCCUACGGAAACUAGAAGAGAGGAACGAUACACAUGCUGGAGAAUGCGACAAAUCAGGUAUUAUGGAUACACAUCAAGAGGGUAGGGAAGACAGUGGAGCAGAAAGUAUCACAUUAGACCAAAACCAGAUAUUGGCCGAAACUACAAAUGCAAUAAAGGGUUUAGAAAUUGAUGACACGACAAAUAGUGAAAAAUGGCUGACAGAUACAGAUAUUGAUGCUACUUCAUUGACUUCCGGUACAAAGCAUCAACCAGAAGAAGACAUCUCAUUCAGUGACUUGGAAGAAUAUGGAAGUUAUAGCUCUGAUAAUAAAUUAUCAAGCCAGCGGGAGGUUUUCAGAGGUUCAUCACCUGAAGGUUCGAGUGGCUGGGUUCAGCUAAGCGAAAACAAGAGGGGUGGCCGGCAGAAAGCUAUCCAUUUAAAAGGUAAAGAUUCUGAAGAUGAAUCAAAUGACUGGCUCGCCGUUGACGAGUUUCAUUAAAUAAAAGGUUUCUCUUUACUUGUAAAGGUACAGCAUUUAUUUUCCUUUUGGACUGCUCUGUAUUUAUAUUUAGGGGUUGCAAAUUCCUAUAAAUUAAAGCGUUUCUUAUGGUAUAAUUACAAUUUGAAAUUAAAAAGUUUCCAUCACCUGGUCA